AUGUUUGUAGAGAAUGGUUUUGAAAUAUAUGAAUAUUGUGAAGUUGUGAAAAUUGAAAUACCUAAAAAAAUAGAAGCUGAUAAGGCCUUGAAGAAUCGACACUUGGUUGUAAAUGAACUAAUGAAAAGAACCUAUAACACAUAUUGGAGAGUAGAGGAUAAAGGAAGCUCGAAAGAAAAAUCAGAAUUUAUUAAAAAUUUAAAAA
Molecule: messenger RNA, 205 nt
Organism: Cetraspora pellucida
Lineage: Eukaryota; Fungi; Glomeromycota; Glomeromycetes; Diversisporales; Gigasporaceae
Source: the annotation of a GenBank genome assembly